Molecule: messenger RNA, 2879 nt
Organism: Acanthochromis polyacanthus (spiny chromis)
Lineage: Eukaryota; Metazoa; Chordata; Actinopteri; Pomacentridae
Exons: 6
Coding region: 144-890 (248 amino acids)
Source: RefSeq, a predicted model, not a curated record
UGCGCUAGAAUAAAGAGGUUAAAGAAGAGGGGAGGAGUGUAGAGCUGAGUUUGUAGGAGGGACCAUCAUUCAGAGAAGUGAGCAGUUCCUGGUUUGUCAGAGAAGAAAGAAGAGAAGCAGCAUUAAAGCAUCAGAGCCUCAACAUGAAAGUCUUCCACACUUUUUUCUGUUUCCUCUUCAUCGCACUGCAGGUAGGAAAUACUGGACUCAUCAAUGCAGAAACACUCUACACAAGACUGGAAGGAAAAGACGUCACAGUUAAAUGCGAGUUACCCGUCUCUGGAUCCAGAAAGUUCUUUUGUAGGGAAACAUGUGAUGGGGGAAACGUUUUGAUUGAAACAACAAAGAACUACGAUCAGAGUGGCCGAUACAGCAUUCGGUACGAAGAAGGUCAUUUUCCUUCGAGGAACGCAAUCAUGUUCGUGAGCAUCAAACGGCUGGAAGUUUCUGACUCUGGACGCUACAGAUGUGCUCUGGAAAAAUCUUUGUUCCUAGAACCACAGUGGGAUUUUAGGAUUGUUGUCAAAGAAGACUUGACUCUCCGAACUUCUCCACCGUCACCGUUUCUUCCAUCAUCCUCCACUGAAUCCUCCGAGCAGCUCGACUCAUCUCCACCACGUCCAGAUCAGCAGCUUUACAUAGGUCUGAUUCUGGUGGUCAAGAUCUUCAUUUUAUCGAUGCCUUUGAUGAUUUACUGCAAGAAGAGAAGAUCCACCAAACCUAAAGUUCCACCUGUGGAGAUGAACAACAUCAACGUCUCAGAGGUCAACCGAGUGUAUGAGGAGAUCAGAGAACACAGACAGAUCAGUUCUCCUCCUGUGGAAAUGUCUUCAGUUCACUGCAAUGCCAAAUACACCAAAUCAAACAGAGCUGAAGACACCUCAGUUUAACCAUCUGUAAUCUGAACAAAGUAAGAAAACUGUGGUGGGAUUUUAGCUUCCAGGUAAGAACUCAGAUUACUAACAAAUUAGACUGAAUCAGACAACAGAAAAUGACUUUUUAAUUACGCGGUGGAAAGAUUUUAUGUAUUACAAUCAGAUAAUGCUGUAUUUUGUAUAACUGUUGUGGAAUUUUCUCUAAUAUGUGAUCCAUACAGGUAAAAAUCAGACCAUAAAUCAUACUGUUGGGUCUUAAUCCAAGUUCACAGAACGAGUUGUGAAUGAACCUUCUAUUGUUCAGUUGACCAGUGAAACAAAUAAUAAUUCUGCUUCACCGUAGAGAAAAUAUGUCGCAGGCUGUGUUUAAAGAGAGAAAAACUUCAAAUACCUGUUCUUAUGUAGCCUUUACAACAGGUUAAAUGUGUAUUUUUGAGUAACUGUGAUGAAUAUCUGCACUGAGUAGGAUUAUUUUAGGCGAAAAACAAAUCAUGAUUGUUUUCUGGUGGGAAAAAGAAACAGUUUCUUCUUACUUAUUGUCUGCAGAUAGCCUUCAGAUAGAUGUGACAUCUGUCAACAAAAUCAGAGAAGCUGACUCAUUCUUUUAUGUUAUAACUGUGCUGUCAAAAUGUUUUAGUUUAGCUUCUCUUCCAGCAUAAUUCUGCUGUAUUUCCAUUUGGUUUCAUUUCCAUUAUUGUGUCUCUGUGGGUCAUGAUAAGUUUGCAGAUUCAGAGAACUGAGGUGAACACAAAGUUAACACCACCCACAGAACCACAACAGUCACAUUAAAGGGAAAUACAGCAGGUUGAAGUAAAUCAGAAUCAUCAUUUAAAUACUUUCUUUAUAUAGUAAUUUUGACAAAGAUUAUUGUUUUUAUUGAAAAGUAAAGUGCUUCUUGUGGAGUUCACACUGUAAAGUUACUCAGGAUAAUUAAUCUUUUAAAUGUUUUUAUUUUAUAUAUACUGAACUGUAUAGAGGGGGAGAUCAGGUCUUUCUGUGAGCUGUUGUGUUGCUUUUUCACAAAUAUAUGUUUUUUUAUUCAUGCUAUAUAGUCCUGCAAAAAAGAAGAAGAUAUUGCAAAAAUUAGUUUGCUAAAACAUUUUAAAUAGCCAUCAUUUAGUCACCAUGACAACAACAAGCUGUAAACUCUUUAAAUAUCCAACAGUAACAAACCUCCUUCACUUUAUUCACCAACUCAACUGAUAUUUUAGGAAAAACAAAACAAUAAGAAAAGUGUAUUCUACAUGUGUUUUUUUUAAUGAAAAUUAACUUGACAUUGAAUUGAACAUUGGCAGUUUAAACAGGAUCUGGUCUUUAUGUUUUACUAAACAUGUUUAGAUAUAUUUUGAUCCACUGUUUUCCUCCAGUUUUGCAGUGAAAGUGUAACUACUAGUUACUAUGAGACACUGCAGCAGGUUGGUACUAUUAAAGGUCAACGUCAGGUUACAAUAAAAAUAUUCCCUCCAUGUUGUUCCUGUCACAUUUUUCCUCACUGUUGGUUCAUUUUUCACUGUAAAUCCUGCAGCUGUAUGGAAACAGAACAACCAUGACACCCAGUGGCUGCAUCUGGGUUUAAACAGAGGUGUAAUGUUUGUGCAGUUACUUGUUUCAAGUUUUAUAAUUCUCUUUUAUUUUCUCAUCGGGAAAGUCAGAAUAUCUUUACCCUGAUUGAAUGUUUAAAAGCAAAAAAAGGGAUCAUUUGUCAAGAACGGUGAAUGCUUGUCAAGUUAUUUUCAAAGAUGUCAGUGCAUGUUUGAAGUGUCAUUUUCCAUCCAUUUGUGUCUUUAAAAUAUCAGAUUUUCCAAGUUAAUAAUGAUGCAUGUGUCCAAAUAUGUUCCACUGUGUUACUUGUUAUUGUGGAAAGUCAGCGAGGUGGAGAGAGGAUGAGGAGGCAGACACAGAGAGACACACUGGAGACUCUGAUGACUUAGGUUGUGAGGAAGAUUUACUGACGUCAGGAGAAGUGACACCGACAGAGCAGCAGUACAUGCAGGCAGUGCCAGC